GGGUAAUCUGAAUUCCUUUGUACCACCAUCGAAAAAAUCAGGCAUUACACAUAGCAAAAUAAACUAUGUCCGAUUAUGAGUCAGAUUGUACGAGAGUAUAUUUGCCAAACAGCUUUCCUUACCCUCUAACGGUACUAAAGGUAAACGUAAAAGAAGGCGACGAGUUAGCAAAGUAUUCACCAAUUAUAACGUACAAAUACUACGAUUAUGAGCCUGUGCCCAUCAGUGAACAGGAUGAAGAGCAGACUGAUGAGAGUGAGAGAAGGCUAGUCAAGGUUGAAAAUGUGGGAACUUUUGAUUCAACCGUUAACGGGAAAGUCGCCAAGGUUUAUGUUUCCGUUAACGACGAGAUAAAAGACAGUCAGGCAUUAAUUGUUGAUGUUAUGGAGCCUUGUUCACAUCCUAUCCAAUAUGGAGGGCUAUGUGCUGUUUGUGGUCAACCAGUGGAAGAAGAGGAGGAUAACAGAAGAGCUCCAAUCUCCAUGGCACAUGGCACAACCGACUUGAAGGUAUCGUCAAGGGAAGCAGAGAGCAUUGAGCGAUCGUCUACAGAUCGAUUAUUAAAAGAAGAGAAGUUAUCUUUAGUUGUAGAUUUGGAUCAAACUGUUAUUCAUGUCACGGUUGAUCCUACUGUAGCUGAGUGGAUGUCCGAUCCAACGAACCCAAACUACGAAGCGGUGAAGGAUGUCAGGUCGUUUAUUUUGGAAGAGCCAGCUAUCACACCAUUUGGAUAUAAAGGUCCCAUGCUGCCACCAACUAAAAGAUGGUACUACGUCAAACUCAGACCCGGUUUGCAGGAUUUUUUGCUGAAAAUGAGUAAGCGAUAUGAAAUGCAUAUUUACACGAUGGCGACCAGGCAAUAUGCUGAGUCAAUUGCAAAAAUCAUAGAUCCGGAUGGGAUAUAUUUUGGUGAAAGAAUUUUAUCAAGAGACGAAAGUGGAUCCUUGACGCAGAAAACCUUAAAGAGGUUGUUUCCUGUUGACACAUCAAUGGUUGUAGUGAUCGACGAUAGAGGUGAUGUUUGGAACUGGUCUCCAAAUUUGAUAAAAGUUGUUCCUUACGAUUUUUUCCUUGGAAUAGGAGAUAUCAAUUCUAGCUUUCUACCAAGGCAGCAGAUGUUGUUAGGUCCUUCGAAGAGAAGAAAAUCUGUAAACAUAUUAGAAGAGCAGCUCAGCAUCGAAGGAGAGACAGGGGCUAAAAACGAAGGUGUUACUGGUGGAGAAGAAGGACAAAAAAGUGAUGAUAUACAGGCUAAAGAAAAAGUCAUUGAAUUAUCCAAGCUAAGGGAACAGACUGAAGAAGCCGUUAUUGAUGAUAAUGAAACCUCCGAACCACAAUUGAAUGGAGAUACCCAAACGUCGGAGACUGACAGCACAAGCAUCAACGACGAAGACUCCAAAAAUAAAGAGAAUACAACUCAAGACAUCGUGGACAAGGCUUCUUCUUCCCCGGUGGACAGAUUGGUCGAACUCAGUUUUGCAGGCGACAAUUCAAACCUUUUGGCUGUUCAAGAAAAUGAAAGAACUAGUGCUUUGGAACAGCAGGAGCACGAUCGGCCAUUGGCUAAAUUACAAGAAAAUUUAGACAAGAUCAUUGAGGAGGGAGAAGAUGAAGCUGCUAUUGAUUUCGAUAACGAAACGGAGAAGGAGAAAAAGCUGAAUGCCAAAUACAAGAGUAUGGUGGAUUCUAAGGAAGCUCACAACUUGUUAUACGAUGACGAUAAGGAGCUCAUAUACUUGGGCCAAGCUUUAGUCAGAAUACAUAACGAGUUUUACUUUGAAGUUGAAAAGUUCAGACAAGAGCUAGGCCAGGGCACAUUGCCAGACGUGAAAGAUAUCAUGACUGAGAUGAAGAGUAUAGUAUUCCAAGGUUGCGUAUUUUUGUUGAGCGGGGUGUUACCGCUUGGAACACCGUUGAAGAACGCAGACAUCGUGAUAUGGGCGAAGUCUUUUGGUGCUACGUUUGUGGAAAACUACAAUCCUAAAGUCACGCACGUAAUUUGCAAGAAUGGGGGGACCUUCAAGGUGAGGUUGGCAAAGAGUGUGGAUAGUAAUGUCAAAAUUGUCAAUCCAGAUUGGCUCUUUGCUUGUAUGUCUUUGUGGGACCGAAUUUCUGAGGAGCCAUAUGAAGUGAAAGUUGACAGCUUGCUGAGCAAGGCACAAGUAGACGACUUUUUGCAAUUUCAUGGUGAUGACGCUGCAUUAGAAUCCAAGUCGCUAGACUGGGGGGAGAUCGAUGAGGAGAUGAAGGAGUUUAUGGGAUCAGAUUACGAAGACGACGACGACGACGAUGAUGAUGAUGAUGAUGAUGAUGAUGAUGAUGACGGCGACGUUGACGACGGUGCUGCAACAACAGCCGACGAUGAGAACAGCAAAACUGCCUUGGAGAGUAAUGCAGCAAGCGACGAGGAUGCUUCCGCUUCUGCCAAGAGUGGGAAACAUACUUUGGAAGAUGACCUCGAUAACAAUAAAAGGCAGAAGGUCACCGACGAACCCAAAGGGCAGGCCGUGGGUGAAGACGAGUCCGAAGACGAGUUCGAGAGAGAUUUGCUUGAGCACCUAGCUGAUCUUGAAUGACUGGCGGCCUUGACUCUCCCUGUGUAUACACUCGUGUAGCGUUAUGUGUAACCUUACGUUAUUAUACUUAGACUGCUCCCGAAGACUUCGUGCCUGCCUCGGCCCUUCCCC
Molecule: messenger RNA, 2687 nt
Organism: Pichia membranifaciens NRRL Y-2026
Lineage: Eukaryota; Fungi; Ascomycota; Pichiomycetes; Pichiales; Pichiaceae
Exons: 1
Coding region: 66-2576 (836 amino acids)
Cellular component (GO): nucleus
Molecular function (GO): RNA polymerase II CTD heptapeptide repeat phosphatase activity
Source: RefSeq, a predicted model, not a curated record